Molecule: messenger RNA, 1596 nt
Organism: Podarcis muralis (Common wall lizard)
Lineage: Eukaryota; Metazoa; Chordata; Lepidosauria; Squamata; Lacertidae
Product: riboflavin transporter 2-like
Biological process (GO): riboflavin transport
Cellular component (GO): plasma membrane
Molecular function (GO): riboflavin transmembrane transporter activity
Source: RefSeq, a predicted model, not a curated record
ACAGAUGUGGCAGAUCUGUGGUGGGAAGGAGGAAGCCCAUCAUGUGCUCCUUCUGCUCAGCUCCGCUCGGCUCAGUGGAGCAGGGAGCCCCAGGGGCCAGGAGGAGAAGGAGGAGGAUGAGCCUCCCUUGAGCAGAAGUGGCCGGCAGCCGCCAACCCGCCCCCCUUGACCCUCCCGCCACAGCGAUGAGCUUGGUGGUGCACGCCCUGGUCUGCCUGCUGGGCACCGGCUCUUGGGUGGCCAUCAACGGCAUGUGGGUGGAGCUGCCCCUCAUCGUGCCCAGCGCCCCGGAGGGCUGGUUCCUGCCGUCCUGCCUGACCGUCAUCACCCAGCUGGCCAACGUGGGGCCCCUGGCCGUCACCCUGGUGCACCGAUUCCUCCCGGGGCGGCUCAGCGAAGUGGGCGUCAUCUACGCCAUCCUCUCCCUCGGCUCCCUGGCCUGCCUGCUGCUGGCCUUCUUCUGGGGGGAGACCAGCGUGGUGGGCAGCUCCCCCCGGAGUGUGGCCCUCCUCAGCCUCUUCUUCCUCCUGGCCCUGGUGGACUGCACCUCCUCCGUCACCUUCCUGCCCUACAUGCAGAGGCUGCGAGCGCCCUACCUCAGCACCUACUUCGUGGGCGAGGGGCUGAGCGGCCUCCUACCAGGGCUGGUGGCGCUGGGCCAGGGGGUGGGCACGCUCCGCUGUGUCAACGGGAGCCAGCAGGGCAACGGCACGGGCCUGCGGGCAGAGUACCAGCCAGCCCGCUUCUCCGCCACCGCCUUCUUCCUCUUCCUCUGUGCCAUGACAGCCUGUUGCCUGGCUUCCUUCCUCCUCCUCAACCAUCUGCCAGCCGCCAGGCGGGAGCAGGCCAAGGAAAAGUACCGGGUGCGAGUCCAGAUGGAGGUGGCGGGCGGCGGGCGCGCCACGGUGGAGGAGCGGCCCAGGCUCAGCGACCCCGCGGGCAGCCUCUUCGGAUCCGGAACCUACUCCUGGCCCCAGGUAGCCUACAUCUUUGGGCUGCUGGGCUGGGUGAACGCCCUGACCAACGGCGUCCUCCCUGCAGUGCAGUCCUACUCCUGCCUGCCCUAUGGAAACACCACGUACCACCUCUCUGCCACCCUGGCUGCCUUGGCCAACCCCCUGGCCUGCCUCCUGGGGAUGUACCUGCCCAGCAGAUCCUUGAUGCUCAUGGGAGUCUUGUCCCUGGCCGGAUCCCUGUUUGCUUGCUACAUCAUGGCCAUGGCGGUGCUCAGCCCUUGCCCUCUCCUGCUGCAUGGAUCCCAUGGAGUCGUCCUCAUUAUCCUGUGCUGGGUGCUCUUCGUCGGCCUUCUCUCCUACGUCAAGCUGAUGAUCGGGGUGGUCUUGCGGGAUGAGGGGCACAGCGCCCUGGUCUGGUGCGGGGCGAUGGUGCAGCUGGGCUCUAUGGUGGGCGCCCUCCUCAUGUUCCCCUUGGUCAACGUCUACAACCUCUUCCACUCCGGAGACCCUUGCAACACCAGCUGCCCUGUCUAGAGGGAUCUCAGAGGCCCACGACUUUGCGAGCCAAGGAAGAAGAAGCAGAGUUUGGAUUUGAUAUCCCGCUUUAUCACUCCCUAAGGAGUCUCAAAGCGGCUGACAU